AUGAAGAAGGAAACCAUAGCUGAAAUGGAACAUGAGGUCUGUUCAUCACAACCUGAGAAUUUCACGCGUCUUUUACAGGAAAACAUUUUAAUCUUUGAGGUGGAUGAAGUGUUGUCAGAGGGCGAUGACUCUGAAGAAGAAGAGGAAGAAGCAUUGAAACGGAGGUUGAAUGGUGGAGAUGGUAGUGGAGGCGAGGACGAUGAAAUUGAGCAAGAGUUGGCAAUGAAACGAGCUCGAUGGGAACGAGAGGGAAACUUUGAUGUGCCCGAGGAGACCGCCGAAACCACUGUGGAUAGCGAUCUAGCGGUUGAUGAUAGCUUCUGUGAAGACAAAUACGACAAUGCAGAGAACGGUGGAAAAGAUGAACAAGGCCAGGUAGAUGAUGAGGAAACUCGUGACGUUCCCUACGAUGAUGAAGAAGAUGAAGAGAUUGAGGACAUGGCUGCAUUGAUUGAGAGGCAAGUAUCACAUGAGGGAUGA
Strongylus vulgaris is the source of this 480-nucleotide messenger RNA. The record is from the annotation of a GenBank genome assembly. NCBI's taxonomy places the organism in Eukaryota, Metazoa, Nematoda, Chromadorea, Rhabditida, Strongylidae.